This is a messenger RNA of Condylostylus longicornis, 1601 nucleotides long. RefSeq names its product E3 ubiquitin-protein ligase rnf146 (gene Rnf146). The transcript has a single exon. Bases 67 to 1050 code for a protein of 327 amino acids. Gene Ontology annotation, biological process: Wnt signaling pathway; ubiquitin-dependent protein catabolic process. Gene Ontology annotation, cellular component: cytoplasm; nucleus. Lineage: Eukaryota; Metazoa; Arthropoda; Insecta; Diptera; Dolichopodidae. Gene Ontology annotation, molecular function: zinc ion binding; ubiquitin protein ligase activity; poly-ADP-D-ribose binding. The record is from RefSeq and is a predicted model, not a curated record.
UAAUUUGUUGAACUGAAAAGGGGAUUUCUCAAAUAAAAAUAAAGAAAACAAUUAUAGAUUUCAGAUAUGACGAAUAAUAGUGAAGAAGACAUGGAACAGAAUAAAACGAUUGAUUUAACUGUUGGAGAUGUUGAGUGUCCGGUUUGUUUGCAAACUGCCGUGCACCCAACGAAAUUACCUUGUGGGCAUAUUUUCUGUUUCUUAUGUUUAAAAGGGGUAGUAAUUAUAAGCCAUCGUUGUGCUUUAUGUAGAAGAGAAACUUCUAAGGAAUCCAUUGACAAUCCGCAAUUAGUUUAUGGAAAGGGCAGUGUUAAAAAUUCGAAACCUCUGGAAGAUGGAUAUCAAUGGUUCUACGAAGGUAGAAAUGGUUGGUGGCAAUACGAUGAAAGAACAAGCAAUGAAAUUGAAAAUGCGUAUAAGUCUAAUAACAAAUCAUGUACUAUUUUUGUGGCUGGUUUCAUUUACAUAGUUGAUUUUGAUACAAUGAUGCAACGUAGACAAAACGAUCCAGCAAAAAAACGAGGCGUUAAAAGGGACUUAGCAGUUGUUCCAAAAAAAGGUGUUGCAGGAAUCCGUUUAGAAGAGAAUCUUAUUUCAAAAGGAAACAAUUCUUCUAAUACUGUGACAAAUACAGGUCUAGCAAAUCCACCACCACCUCCGCCGUCAUCACCACCAACAAUAACAUCAGCACCUUCAACAUCAUCAAUACUUCAAUUACUUCCAAGAACAUUCUCUUUUAGCGGAAUUAUUGAUUUAACAAGAAAUCGAAAUAAUGGCUCAAUUAAUACUCAACCAGGCACCAGUAAUGUCAAUAGCAUCCGUAAUUUUAAUUUUGUAAAUGCUGCUACUACUACAACGACUCCUACAACACCUACUGACCAAAAUGUUAGUACAAUUUCUUUAAAUACGUCUUCAGAUGAUCAAAAUGAUAUCGAUUUUGACAGCGAAGCCGCUCAAUCAAGGACUGUAUCCAAUUAUAUAGAACAACUACGACUUAUUCAACGAAAUGUUCAUCAAAUAACUGAUGAUAGUGACAGUGAUCAUGUUUAAAAAACAAUUUAGAUAAGUACAUUAUUUUGUGGAACAAUACAUAUUGCAGAGAUAUUUUAAUCAAAAUCAGCUAUAGUUCAAAACGCAAAUAAACGAAUUGAAUACUAAAUUUAAUAAGUAGCAUGUAUGUAUAUGAAAUUGCAGAAAUGAAAGACUACAAAAUCCUUUAGACAAAUAAGAAAAAAUUAAUAAUAUUCAUAUAUGUACGUACAUAUAUAUGUAGAUUAAUUAUACAAAAAUUUCCGAAAUUCCUUUAAAAAAAUGCAGUAACUAAACAAUUCCUUCAGAAAAUUUGGUCAAAUAUUCCUAACUGUUCAAUAUUAUAUUGUGUAAUGGGAAAAAAUAUGUGAUUUAAAAAAUAUUGAACAAAUUAGUUAGUUAAACUUGAAAGGACAUAUUGAACAUUUAAAUGGUGUUGUAUGUACUUAUUAGGCAUAUAUACAGAAAUAUAUAUAUACAUAUUUUGUUAAUUGCAGUUACAUACUUACCUACAUAUAUUGAAAUUGUAAAUAGCUGAUAAAAUAUACAAAAAAAAAAAACAAAAACAUAAA